This is a messenger RNA of Scleropages formosus (Asian bonytongue), 4732 nucleotides long. It is a transcript of the gene tbc1d9b, whose product is annotated as TBC1 domain family member 9b. The record is from RefSeq and is a predicted model, not a curated record. Gene Ontology annotation, molecular function: calcium ion binding. Bases 290 to 3934 code for a protein of 1214 amino acids. The transcript is spliced from 22 exons. NCBI's taxonomy places the organism in Eukaryota, Metazoa, Chordata, Actinopteri, Osteoglossiformes, Osteoglossidae.
AGGAAGAAGGACGUUGCUACGGACCGCGGAUUGGGUUUACGUAGCAGAGACGUGCAGAGGGCGUGGCCUUGCACCGGUAAGCAUUAUUUUGCAGUCGCCCGUACGCCGGCUGUGCGAGCAGAUUGACGUAUCUGGCGUGGCUUGCCGCGGGGAGGCGGGACCUGUCGGCGGUAGCUUAACGGCCGACGGACCGUGGAGUAUACAAACAAGGGGCGUCGCAGCUCCAGGUAGGCCUGGUAACGUAAAGCGGUCGGUGGGUAGGAAGCGGGGUAUCGUUUCGAAAGCCCAGAUGUGGAUAACUCCGGAGGAGGUGCUGCUCGCCAACGCGCUGUGGGUGAGCGAAAGGGCGAAUCCCUUCUUCAUCCUGCAGCGGAGAAAAGGACAUGGACGAGGAGGGGGCUUUACUGGUUUGCUGGUAGGCACUCUAGAUGUGGUCCUGGACUCGAGUGCCCGGGUGGCCCCAUACCGCAUCCUGCACCAGACUGGAGAUUCGCAGGUCUUCUGGAACAUUGCCUGUGGCUCUUCACGGAAAGAGAUCACAGAGCACUGGGAGUGGCUGGAGGCUAACUUGUUACAGACGCUCUCCAUCUUUGACAACGAGGAGGACAUCACCACCUUUGUGAAGGGCAAAAUCCAGGGCAUCAUUGCAGAGGAGAACAAGAACAAACAGACCCUGGAGGAUGAGGACUCCGGAAAGUUCCGAGAGGCAGAGCUGAAAAUGAGGAAGUUAUUUGGCAUGCCAGAUGAGGAGAAGCUGGUGAACUACUACUCCUGUAGCUACUUUAAGGGGAGGGUCCCCCGCCAGGGUUGGGUUUAUCUAAGUGUCAACCACCUCUGUUUUUACUCCUUCCUGCUGGGCAAGGAAGUGACCCUGGUGGUGCAGUGGACAGAUGUGACCCAGCUGGAAAAAGAUGCUGCGGUACUGUUUCCGGAGAGCAUCCGCGUCAGCACCCGUGACACCGAGCAUUACUUUUCAAUGUUCUUAAACAUCAACGAAACCUUCAAGCUCAUGGAACAGCUUGCCAACAUCGCCAUGAGGCAGCUGUUAGACAACGAGAGCUUUUCUGUUGAUCGUUCGCUGCCCAAGCCUUGCAAGACCCUAAAAAACGUCUCCACGCUCAAGAGAGAUCUGGAUGCGCGAGCGAAGAACGAGCGGUACCGUGCCAUGUUUCGCCUGACGCAGGAUGAGCGGCUCGAUGGACACACUGACUGCACUCUCUGGACACCGUUCGCCAAGAUGCACGUGGUCGGCCAGAUGUUCGUAUCCAACAACUACAUCUGUUUUGCCAGCCGUGAAGAAGACCUGUGUCAGCUGAUCAUCCCACUAAGAGAGGUCUCCAUUGUGGAGAAGGCAGACAGCUCCAGUGUGCUGCCCAGUCCCCUGUCGAUCAGCACCAAGAACAAAAUGACUUUCCUGUUUGCCAACCUUAGGGACCGAGACUUUCUGGUGCAGCGCAUCUCUGACUUUCUGCAGCGAACCCCUGACAGGGUGUGGAGUGACAGCAAGGAGGUUCUGGAGUCUCCCAGCCCGACGACCCCCUUCCUCACCCCACCCUCCCCAAGUGAAGCAUUUUCCGGGCGCUACUACAGCCCCGGUUUGCCUACCGCCACCCAGGGCCUGCUCAGCAUAUUCAAGAAGAAUGCCCCAGAAGAUUUAGGGCCAAAAGCUACAAAGGAGAAGAUGAAAGAAGAGUCUUGGAACAUACACUUCUUUGAGUUUGGACGGGGUGUGUGUAUGUAUCGCACCUCUAAGACUCGUGAGCUGGUUCUGAAUGGCAUCCCAGAGAGCCUCCGUGGAGAGCUGUGGCUGCUCUUCUCAGGUGCCCAGAAUGAGAUGGACACUCACCCGGGGUACUAUAGCGAGCUGGUGGAACAGGCCAUGGGCCGAUGCACUCUGGCCACUGAGGAGAUCGAGCGAGACCUACACCGCUCCAUGCCCGAGCACCGCGCUUUCCAGAACGAGAUGGGGAUUGCUGCGCUUCGCCGUGUGCUCACCGCCUACGCCUUCCGCAACCCGAACAUUGGCUACUGCCAGGCCAUGAACAUUGUUACCUCAGUGCUGUUGCUCUACUGCACUGAGGAGCAGGCCUUCUGGCUGCUGGUGGCACUGUGUGAGAGGAUGCUUCCAGACUACUACAACACCCGGGUCGUGGGGGCGCUUGUGGACCAGGCCGUGUUUGAGGAACUGACCCGGGAAUGCCUGCCCCUCCUGUACGAGCGCAUGCAGGAGCUCGGGGUCAUUUCGACCAUCUCGCUCUCCUGGUUCCUCACCCUGUUCCUCAGCGUCAUGCCCUUCGACAGUGCCGUCCUGUUGGUCGACUGCUUCUUCUACGAGGGCAUCAAAGUCAUCUUCCAGGUCUCCCUGGCCGUGCUGCAUGCCAACAUGGAGCAGCUGCUGUCCUGCAGUGAUGAGGGCGAGGCCAUGACCAUCCUAGGCAGGUACCUGGACAACGUUGUGAACAAACAGACAGUGUCUGCUCCCAUACCCCACCUCCACGCACUGCUGACCAGCGGAGACGAGCCUCCCCCAGAGAUUGAUAUUUUUGAGCUCAUCAAGGCCUCCUAUGAGAAGUUUGGCAGCCUGCGGUCAGACGUCAUAGAACAGAUGAGGUUCAAGCAGAGGUUAAAGGUUAUCCAGUCCCUGGAGGACACUGCCAAGAGGAGUGUGGUUCGGGCCAUCAUGACAGAUUCAGCCUUCAGUCUUGAAGAGCUGGAGGAGCUGUAUGUCCUCUUCAAGGCAAAACACAUCAUGAGCUGUUACUGGGGGGCCAGUACAACGGCGGCGGAGCGCCACGACCCCAGCCUGGCCUACCUGGAGCAGUACCGCAUCGACAGAGGCCAAUUCAGCCAGCUGUUCACAGCACUGGCACCCUGGGGCUGCGGUGCGCACACACCCACACUGGCCGCCCGUCUCUUCCGCCUCCUCGACCAGAACAAGGACGGCCUCAUAAACUUCAAGGAGUUUGUCACGGGCCUCAGCGGGAUGUACCAUGGAGACAUGACUGAGAAACUGAAACUCUUGUACAAGCUCCACUUGCCCCCAGCUCUGUGCCCUGAAGAAGCUGAGUCUGCCUUGGAGGCCACACAGUUCUUCACCGAUGAUGUCACUCCACAGGAUUCUCCUUGCCUGUCCACUCUGGAUUUCCUGAUGCAGGAGAUGAAAUCAGGAGAUGAGCAGAAGGCUGUGGAAGCUAGCGAUGGGGCAGGCGACUCAGAGGACAAGAAAGAAGAGAAGGUGAAGGAUUACAAGUAUUACCUGAGAAUGUGGGCCAAGGAGAAGGAGCCCAAGAAGGAGACCAUAAAAGACUUGCCUAAGAUGAACCAGGAGCAGUUCAUUGAGCUGUGCAAGACCCUCUACAACAUGUUCAGUGAGGACCCACUUGAACAGGAGCUGUACCACUCCAUUGCCACAGUUGCCAGCCUGCUGCUGCGUAUCGGUGAAGUCGGAAAGAAGUUCUCCAACAAUGGCGCCAGAAAGCCUGACAGCCUGUGCACUCUCAGUCCUGCAGUGGAUUCUCCCCUGCCAGUGAAAGAGGAGCCUGCUGGUGAGGGCAGCUCAGCAGAAGCCCAGGUAACAAAGGCCUUGGAGGAAGCCCAACUGGAGGUCACCACCACGGAAGAAGAGGCGAAAGAUGACACGUCAGUGUCCUCCUACUCCAUGGUGAGUGCGGGCUCACUGCAGUGUGAGGACAUCGCGGAUGACACUGUUCUGAUUGGCUGCGGGGACCAGCGGCCGGGCAGCGUGCUGGACGUCGACUGGGCCAUCACAUUUGAGCAGGUGCUGGCUUCGAUGCUGACAGAGCCACCCUUGGUGGACUACUUUGAAAAGAAACUCGACAUCCGGGCCAAGAUGGCGGCAUGCCGGUUUCAGCGGGCUGUGGAGAGGCAGGUCAGCUCCUCCAGUGAGCAUGAAUUCUCCCAGCUGUCAGGCUGAUCGGCCUCCAACCUGAACAAUGAGCCCUUGGGCUCCCAUUCUGAGCUCUACCUUUGAGCUUCUUUUUCCUCUCGGGGGCCGUUAUAUUUCUCGCACAUCGUGUCUCCUGCUAACACUAGACCCGGAGGCUCCAACUGUCCCGUUUCUCUUCCUUUUUAAAAGCGUAUCAACAGAAUAGUAGAAGCAUGUAAACCUUAUAUUUGCGCCUAACACUUUUUUAAUCCACGCACCAAAUGUUACUUUGUUGUAUAGAUCCCAUUUGUUUAAACAAUGUCUGUUGAAAUAGUCUGCCAUCUGAGUCAGCACCAUUGCUCCUAAAGGUCUCUUUGGUUGUAAAUGAAACCAGAAGACCCACUAGGGGAGGAAACCCCAACCGCAUCUGUGUGCCAGCUGCCUUGCUGAUGAUUUCAGAAGUAUCAGGAAUCCUAGUGUGAAAAAAAAAACUUGAUAAUGAGUAAGGGAGCAAAAAUGGGACAGGUCAGUUAUACCAUGUAAAAAUAGCUGUGUUUCUCAGUAGGUUGAGGGAGAAUUACCCUGCCUUGGAGUCUUGCACCAUACACAAAAUAUGUGCCCCAGCUCAUUAUUGACACUGCUUUGAAUGAGUCUUUUCAACCUUAUUGAUUACCCAGCUGGUUCGGACACCACAGGUGUACCGUGAUACGUACAUCUAUGUUGGUGUAAUGGAAUAGAAGUGAUCAGGCAACCUUGUGACCUGUUAUAACACCGACCUCUCUAACCUGUUCAACCAAGACACCGUUUCAGUCCCCUCUCUAGGAAUUUAUGGUUUAAUUAGAAGAC